Molecule: messenger RNA, 1370 nt
Organism: Stegodyphus dumicola
Lineage: Eukaryota; Metazoa; Arthropoda; Arachnida; Araneae; Eresidae
Product: bestrophin-3-like
Molecular function (GO): chloride channel activity
Source: RefSeq, a predicted model, not a curated record
AGAGUUGACAUUGAUGCUUCGGCAUUCACGCGCUCAACCUAUUAGUAUUUUCUUCUGUCUUUACUUUAGUUGAGGCUUUUAUUUUCAGGGAGUUUUAGGGAAAAAGGUAAUUAAGGACAAUGACCGUCACCUACCAGAAAAAUGUGUCCAACACUAGCUUCAUGGGCUUCGCCAAACUGCUUUUUAAGUGGCGGGGAAGUAUAUACAAACUGGUGUUCAAAGAAUUGCUAAUGUAUGGAUCUGCCUAUGCUAUCAUAAGUAUUUGCUACAGAUUUUACAUGACAGAAGAACAAAGAAGGCAGUUCGAGAAGGUAUCCUUGUACUGCAACCAGACUGCAGGACUUAUGCCCAUGUCCUUCGUUCUUGGCUUCUAUGUCACAUUCGUCGUAACACGAUGGUGGAAUCAGUUCCUCAAUUUACCAUGGCCUGACAGGAUAACGCACACAUUAGCUAUGUAUGUUAACGGCGCUGACGAUAGAGGCAGAAUAUUAAGACGGACUAUGGUACGAUACAUCAAUUUGGCCACAAUUAUUCUAUUUCAAACGAUUAGCGGCUCCGCUAAGAAAAGAUUUCCUACCAUGACGCACCUCAUAGAAGCUGGUCUAAUGACGCAUGAAGAAAAGCAAAUGUUCGAAAGCAUCAAAGUGACUGUAAAUAAGCACUGGAUUCCUUUCAUAUGGUUCAUUAACUUAGUGAAUAUUGCUGUAAAGGAAGGUCGUAUACAGCCAGGAGAACCUGUGAAACAGAUUUUAGAAGAGAUGAAUAACCUGAGAACAAAGACGGGGCACCUCUGGGGUCAUGACUGGGUGACAGUUCCUCUUGUGUACACUCAGGUGGUUACUCUUCUGACACACUUAUUUUUUAUGACAUGUCUCAUUGGAAGGCAGUUUUUGGAUCCUUCUCAGGGUUACAAAGGUCACGAUAUAGAUCUAUAUUUCCCAGUUUACACGUUUCUACAGUUCUUCUUCUUCCUAGGCUGGUUAAAAGUGGCUGAACAACUCAUUAAUCCUUUUGGUGAGGAUGAUGAUGAUUUUGAGACAAACUGGUUCAUCGACAGGAAUAUGCAGGUGUGCUAUGCCAUAGUGGACGAAAUGUACGGAAAAGUGGCGAAAUUUGACAAGGAUCCCCACUGGGGCACAUACUCAUUGGAUUUACCUUAUACGGAAGCCGCACUUGUCCACAAAAUACCUAAUUACAAAGGCUCAACAAUGAACAUAGUUGUUCCACCGAGAGAACAGAUUAUGGUGUUCGGCAAUGCAGAAGAACCUCCCAUGCAAGAAUCAGAGCACAGGUACAGUUACGUCCAAAACGUCUUUGCUCGCUAUUGUUGCUGUUGUUCCAUCCCAUGCGCACCUCCUUUGAAUAAGUAA